This is a messenger RNA of Penicillium robsamsonii, 1203 nucleotides long. RefSeq names its product terpene cyclase. The transcript is spliced from 6 exons. Gene Ontology annotation, cellular component: lipid droplet. Gene Ontology annotation, biological process: triterpenoid biosynthetic process. Gene Ontology annotation, molecular function: intramolecular transferase activity. The record is from RefSeq and is a predicted model, not a curated record. NCBI's taxonomy places the organism in Eukaryota, Fungi, Ascomycota, Eurotiomycetes, Eurotiales, Aspergillaceae. The annotation marks the transcript as partial.
AGAGCAAGCUUUGAAGCUUUCAACGGGCUAUGCUUGGGUUCAGUACGCACUGAUGGUCAUUGGUGUAGGGAGCUUAAAUCCAACGUCACCAUCACUGCCGAAUAUAUCUUCCUCCGAUAUGUGUUUGAAUUGGAUUUGAAAGCAGACAGGGAAGCGCGGCGUAUCAACCACGACCGAAGCUUAUUAGUUCCACGGAUAAAGAUAGCCCAGGGAGACAUCAUCGGGCUAUGUACCCAAUGGUUUCUAGAGCGUCAGGAGACAACCGGCGACUGGGCGGGAAUCUUCCCGCCUAUGCAUGGUAGAUGCCCCGUCCGCCUAGGCAUCCAAGCAUUGGAGAACUUCGCCUGGGAGGACGAGAAGGACAAAAUGAUCCAAGCCUACGUAUCUCCGGUGUGGGACACAGCUCUGACGUCUAUUGAGCUCUGCGACGCGAAGUCAUCAGAUAGGCAGGUCUGCAGCCAGGCCCUUGCUUGGCGUGUGUACCGGCCCCAUCUGGAUCUCUGGGGCUUCAGCAUCGAAUAUAACAAUAUUUUCUACCCCGAUGUGGACUAUACAGCUGCGGUAAUUCUUGCACAGAUCGAACACGAUGUCGGCAGUGACAUGGCUCAAGGACGGAUCCUGGAAGCAUUCAGAUUGAUAGUCCAGUGUGCAACUAAGAAAAGUCGCGCCACGAGUUUAUUUCCUGCACUACAUGCAUCAUGCACCCGCGGCAUAUGCUACAUCCCCUCUACCCAAGAGUCUAGCGGAGCCUGGUUUGGACGCUGGGGCUGCAAUUACAUCUAUGGGACAAAUCAUGCGCUGUGUGGUCAAGAGUACUUUGUCAACAAGGACAAGCGAGUUCGCGGAUUGGUGCAACCGGCUCUACGGUGGCUGAAGCUUAAGCAAAAUGUGGAUGGCGGCUGGGGCGAGACGUUGCUAUCAUACCGAUCUCCUGAGAAGGGACAAGGCAAACCCACCGCAUCACAGUCUGCAUGGGCAUUGAGGGUAUUACUAGCCCAUCUUCACCCUACAGACAUCGCUGUUGAGCAUGGUAUCUGCUGGCUGGUAUCUUCCCAGAGGCUGGAGAAAGGCAUAGGGUCUUCAUGGCCCGAAGCGGUGUAUACAGGAACUGGAUUUCCAAAUCAAUUCUAUUUGGGUUACGAUUACCAUCGCCAUUACUUUCCCAUGAUGGCCCUCGGGCGCCACCUGCAGGCUGUGAUAUGA